Messenger RNA from Chelmon rostratus (copperband butterflyfish), 3812 nucleotides. It is a transcript of the gene kl, whose product is annotated as klotho. Gene Ontology annotation, molecular function: hydrolase activity, hydrolyzing O-glycosyl compounds. Bases 139 to 3072 code for a protein of 977 amino acids. Gene Ontology annotation, biological process: carbohydrate metabolic process. The transcript has 13 exons. The record is from RefSeq and is a predicted model, not a curated record. Lineage: Eukaryota; Metazoa; Chordata; Actinopteri; Chaetodontiformes; Chaetodontidae.
GAGGCGGCGUGCGGUGGGUUCACAGCUGGCUGGCUGCACUCUACAGCCCCGCUGUUCAGUCACCGAAAGCCACCAAGCAUGGUUAAAUGAAGAUUAUAGUCAAAGAGUGGGCACCCGAGUCCAGGUCUGACAGGCAUCAUGAGUGCUUUGCUCGCCCUUUUCACCUUUCUCGCCUUCGCCUCCGCCGCCGCAAAGCCCAACGCUGGUUUGAAAACGUGGGGACGUUUCAGUAAGCUGCCCUAUCCAGGAGACAAGGCUUUCCUCUACGACACCUUCCCCAAGGACUUCAUAUGGGCGGUGGGCACGGCGGCGUACCAGGUGGAGGGCGCGUUCGAGAAGGACGGCAAGGGGCUCUCCAUUUGGGACACUUUUACGCGCGGUGGGAACCGGAUGGCCACCGGGGACGUGGGCAGCGACAGCUAUCACAACAUCCACGCCGACAUAAGAGCGAUCCGGCAGCUCGGGGUCAGCCACUACAGAUUCUCCCUGUCCUGGUCCAGGAUUUUUCCCAACGGCACCCGCGGGAGUUACAACGAAAUCGGCACCAACUACUACCGGACCCUCAUCAAGAGGCUGAAGGAGUUCCGCGUGCAGCCGGUGGUCACGCUCUACCACUGGGACCUGCCCGAUCACCUCCAGCAGAGCCUCGGCGGCUGGAGCAACCCGAAGAUUGUGGGGAUUUUCAAGGACUACGCAGAUUUCUGCUUCCAGACUUUCGGGGAUGACGUGAAGUACUGGAUUACCAUUGAUAACCCGUUUGUGGUGGCGCGGCACGGAUAUGGCACCGGAGUGGUCGCUCCCGGGAUAAAGAACGACCCUGAUCUCCCGUUCCGGGUUGGACACAACCUCCUCAAAGCUCAUGCAGCUGCGUGGCACCUCUACGACCGCCACUACCGACCCCGUCAGCAGGGCAAGCUGUCCAUGGCACUGGCCUCUCACUGGAUCAAGCCGAGUCGCACCCGCCUGGAAAGCCUGCGAGAGUGCCAGUGCUCCCUGGACCACGUCCUGGGCUGGUUCGCCCGGCCGCUGUUCACAGACGGAGACUACCCUCCCUGCAUGAAGGCGAGGCUGGGCUCACGGCUGCCCUCCUUCACCCAGGAGGAGAGGGAGCAGGUGAGGGGAACGGCCGACUUCUUCGCCCUCUCUCACGGGGCGGCCCUGAGCUUCCAGCUCAUCAACGACAGCCUGAAGUUUGGGCAGCAGGAGGAUCUGGACCUGAGGAUGCUUCUCUACUGGGUCAACGCCGAGUACAACAAGCCGCCCAUCUUUGUGGUGCAGAGCGGUUGGUACGUCCUCGGAAAUACCAAGACUGAAGACCCAAAGCACAUGUACUACCUGAAGAGGUUCAUCGCAGAGGCGCUAAAAUCAAUCAUCAUAGACGGUGUGAAUGUGAUUGGAUACACAGCCUGGUCUCUGAUAGACGGCUUCGAGUGGCACAGGGAGUAUGGGAUACGACGGGGACUCUACUAUGUUGACUUCAACACUCCUGACAUGAAGAGGGAGCCAAAGACAUCUGCCACCUUUUACAGAAAUGUCAUCCAGAGGAACGGUUUCCCCGAGCUUCCAGAAAACAGACCAGCACAAGGAAUCUUCCCGUGUGAUUUUGCCUGGGGGGUCUCUGCCAACUCCAUACAGGUGGAGACCACGCCCAGCCAGUUUGCAGACCCCAGUGUUUACUUAUGGAACAUCUCCAACAACGGAGAGCUGAUGAGGCUGGAGGGCUUCAGUGCGCCACCUCUACGCCGAUCCACACACUGUGCUGAUUACGCCACCAUCCGACAACAGGUGGAUGAAAUCCAGCAGGUGGGGGUGAACCACUUCCACUUCUCCCUCAACUGGUCAGCUCUGGUGCCCACAGGUGACGUGGCUCAUCCCAACGCCACUCUGCUGGGCUACUACCGCUGCUUCACCCGCCAGCUGCUGCAAGCCAACGUCACGCCCGUGGUCACCCUGUGGCACCACACACGCCAGCGCAGCAGCCUGCCGGCCCCGCUGGACACCACCAACAGGUGGCUAAACAGGAAGACUCCAGAGGCGUUCGCAGACUACGCCAGACUUUGUUACAGAGAACUGGGCGCCCAUGUGAAGAUGUGGAUCACCCUGAACGAGCCCAAUGAUGAGAUGGUGAGCUACCAGGAGGGUCAUCAGAUGCUGCGGGCGCACGCUCUGGCCUGGCACGCUUACGACGACGAGUUCAGACACACACAGGGAGGACAGGUGUCUCUGGCUCUGCACAUGGACUGGGUGGAGCCGGCGUUCUCAUUCAGCCGCGAAGACGUGGAACCAGCGAAAAGGGUUUUAGACUUCCGCGUUGGCUGGUUUGCAGAGCCGAUCUUUGGCAGCGGGGACUAUCCCCUGGGGAUGAGGAGCUGGCUGCGUCAGCUCAACUCACUUGACCUGCCCGUGUUCAAAGAGAAGGACAGAAAGCUGGUUAAAGGGACAUAUGACUUCUUUGCCAUCAGUCACUUCAGUACCAAGCUGGUGACACACGCCAAGGAAGACUCGUACACGUACACAGCAAUGCUAGAGGUCCAACACAUGAUAGACACCACGUGGAUCAUGUCCCCGAGGCCGGUUGUGCCCUGGGGCCUGAGGAAAGCCCUGAACUGGGUGAGGGAGCACUACUGUGAUGUACCUGUCUAUGUGAUGGCUAACGGGGUCCAGGAAGACCCCGCCCGCUUCAAAGACAGCCUAAGAGUGUACUACCUGUACAACUACAUCAAUGAAGCGCUGAAAGCGUUCACUUUGGAUGGUGUAAACCUGAAGGGUUACUUUGCCUACGCCCUGAGCGACCAAAGGGACCCGGGCUUCGGCUUGUACGGCCAUGUCCAUGAGGAGGUCAUCAUCAAGGCCUCUCUCUCCAACUAUCGCAACAUCAUCAAGCACAACGGCUUCCCCAUUCAGGGAGCCACACCCCAGCAGUGUCCCAGCGUGCCUCAGCCCUGCCUCGGCUGCCACGUGCUGGUCAACAGGCCUGUGGUGGGCUUCCUGACUCUGGUGGGCUCAGGGGUGCUGAUCACCCUGGGCCUCAUUAUCUACUACACAGCCAAGAGACACAAGGAGUAUUACUGAUGAUUGUAACAGUAGGAUUUGUUCUUAUCUUUUUAUAAAUGACUCAAGGAAAACAUGUUAUUCAGCAGCGUAGAGUUUUACUUACAAACGUAAAUUAUGGGACUUGCUUUGACCUUUACAUUAAAUGAAGUCUGAAUAAUGAAAAUGUUCCAAUCUUCACAUUUUAAGUGAUACAACUGUUAUUAAAUGUUAUGAAAAGUUGGUGUGGAUUUCUUGGAAAACCUGCCAGGAACCUUUUAAUAGUUGAUAAACCUAUAAAUAUCACACAAUUCUAUUUUUCUGUGUUUUGAAUGCCUGUUUGUUUUUAAGAAUACUGUGGAAUGACUAUAAUAGAAUAUUAAUCUUAUAAAUGACUAGAUUUCCUGGCUUAACUCAAAAAUGAGGUAAAUACUGCAAGCAGUUUUAAAAAGGCCAUUCUGUGAUGUACACACUAUUCAGAAGGUGAGGGGUCACCCGUUAGGGGUUGCCACUUUUGAGACGUCUUGCACUCCAUCAUGCUGCCAACAUCAUUUCCCCAUAGAAUCCAAAGGAGUCGUCCAGCAGAGGAAAAAAAAAAAUACAUUUUACAGUUCAAAUCAUGUUUGUAUCUGCCUUUAUGGGUUGAAAGAACACAUCAAAUGAUGAUUUUAAGAGUUUUGUAGUUGUUUUUUGUCUGUUAUUUAAGAGUUUGACUGUAAUGAGUGUAUGUUUAUAUGUACUAAGUGCUUAACCAUAAAUUUGUUUCAAUGAGGUGAAACCCC